GACGGGGCGGUGCCGGCGCCGGUUGGGGUUGGGGUUGGGGUUGCGGUUGUUUUCCGAUGGUGAUGGUUGCCGGCGCUCGGAGUGUUUGCGUUGCGUCGCUGCUUGGCGGGCGACUCAACGGGUUCCGGGUGGAUCAUGUCGUACGAAGGAGGUUCAGUUCUUAUGAUGUGGCCAUUGUUGGAGGAGGAAUCGUUGGACUGGCAUCUGCUAGAGAACUGAUACAGCGGUUUCCUAAAUUGACCUUCAUUGUACUGGAAAAGGAAAAAGAACUUGCUUUCCAUCAGAGUGGACACAACAGUGGGGUUAUUCACAGUGGAAUUUACUAUACGCCAGGGUCUUUAAAAGCUAAACUCUGUGUGCGGGGUGCUGAACUAAGCUAUGCUUAUUUUGAGAAGAAAGGUAUCCCUUACAAACGAUGUGGUAAACUUAUUGUUGCUGUUGAGCAAGAAGAAAUUGUAAGGUUAAAAGCUUUGUUUAAACGUGGACAGCAAAACAAUGUCCAAGGCCUGAGACUUAUUGAUGCAAAGGAAAUCCAAGAGCGAGAGCCAUAUUGUAGGGGUUUGAUGGCCUUGGACUCUCCAAACACCGGGAUUGUAGAUUGGAGAGAGGUAGCCUUAUCGUAUGCAAAAGAUUUUUGUGAAAUGGGUGGUAAUAUAGAAACACAGUUUGAAGUAACUGGCUUCCAAAGUACUAAAGAAAGUCCUGAAGGCAGUAGAGAUGGUUUAAAGUAUCCAAUGACAAUCAAGAGUCUGAAGAAAACUGCAGUACGGUGCAGGUACGUUGUGACAUGUGGAGGUCUCUAUUCAGACAGGCUGUCACAGAAAUCUGGUUGUAGAUAUGAACCACGUAUAGUGCCUUUUCGGGGAGAUUACCUGGUGCUAAAACCAGAGAAGCGCUAUUUAGUAAAAGGGAACAUUUAUCCUGUUCCAAAUCCAAACUUUCCUUUUCUUGGUGUGCACUUUACACCGAGAAUGAAUGGGAGCAUCUGGCUUGGACCCAAUGCAGUUUUGGCAUUUAAACGUGAAGGUUACAACGUUCAUGAUUUUGACCUGCAUGAUUUUACAGAAGCAAUAAGCUAUAGUGGGGUUCAAAAACUUGCAUUGAAACAUGUAGCAUUCGGUAUAAACGAAAUGUAUAGAGGACUCGUUAUCAGUGCCCAAGUGAAACAGCUUCAGCGGUAUAUUCCAGAACUUACUGUCAAUGAUGUCAUGAGAGGCCCAUCUGGAGUAAGAGCACAAGCCUUGGACAAAGAUGGUAACCUGGUGGAUGACUUUGUCUUUGAUGGAGGCUCUGGAUCUAUUGGCAGCCAUGUUCUUCAUGUUCGAAAUGCACCUUCACCUGCAGCAACCUCGUCCUUAGCCAUUGGAGAAAUCAUUGCUGAUGAAGUAGAGAAAAAAUUUAAUUUGUAGGUUUUUUAAUGCCUUAUAAAAUGUUGGAAAAUUGUACUGAUUUAAAAAAAAUUACUUAAGCUCAGGCUGAAAAUGGGAAAGUUGGGAAUUUCUGAACUACCUGCUUUUACAUGCGCAAUGUUUUUAAUAAUUUUACAAUAUUUGAGUCCUACAGAUGUUCUGAUUUUAAAAUAGUUACAUUAAAAUGUAUUGUAUGUACCUUUCAUUUCUGAAUUUGGUCAGCGGUAUGCUUUUUUCCAAACAAGUUUAGGCACUAAUUUGAAUAUAUGAAAGUUUGCAAUAAUUGUUACUGUUGUACUGUAUUAACUCAGAUGUGAAAUAUUGUAAAAUGAAAUUACUAAAACAUGAAAAUAUAAUGCAGAAAAUCAUACUUU
Molecule: messenger RNA, 1783 nt
Organism: Pristis pectinata (smalltooth sawfish)
Lineage: Eukaryota; Metazoa; Chordata; Chondrichthyes; Rhinopristiformes; Pristidae
Gene: l2hgdh
Product: L-2-hydroxyglutarate dehydrogenase
Exons: 10
Coding region: 57-1409 (450 amino acids)
Molecular function (GO): (S)-2-hydroxy-acid oxidase activity; (S)-2-hydroxyglutarate dehydrogenase activity
Source: RefSeq, a predicted model, not a curated record